This is a messenger RNA of Cavenderia fasciculata, 1509 nucleotides long. RefSeq lists its product as uncharacterized. The transcript is spliced from 2 exons. Gene Ontology annotation, molecular function: metal ion binding. Bases 1 to 1509 code for a protein of 502 amino acids. Gene Ontology annotation, cellular component: early endosome membrane. Lineage: Eukaryota; Evosea; Eumycetozoa; Acytosteliales; Cavenderiaceae. Gene Ontology annotation, biological process: endosomal transport. The record is from RefSeq and is a predicted model, not a curated record.
AUGACAACCAAAAGAGAAUCACCUAAAUUACAAGGAUACCUCUUCAAAGAGGGAGGUAUUUAUAAAAGUUGGAAAAAGAGAUGGUUUAUAGUUGAAGGAGAAACAUUAAAAUAUUAUGUAAAUGAAUCAAAGGAUAAUUCAUUAUUAAAGGGUACUAUAUUAUUGUCGUCGAUUACAUCGGUCAAGCCAGUGACUACCAAUCCACACAAUGCCAAGAGUUCGUCCACAUCGGCACUUUCCUUUUCAUUGACUGGAUCCACAUCGAAUUUGCAACCGAGUCACGGUGCUAAUGGUCGUCCCCUGUCCUCGUCUAUCCACAAUAUUCCUAUUGACGCUGCUAGUAACAACCUACUUCAUCACUCGACUAGUGGUGCCGGAGGUAGUACGAGUAGUACCGGAAGUACAACCAGUGCAUCAACUACGACUACUUCAACCACUACAACAAACAACAACAACAACAACACAAAAGAUGGGGACAACCAUCUAAACAAUAUAUUACAUUCACUACAUAGUAGUAUCGAUCAUCAUGGCGAACAUCAUCAUUAUGGUUGGAUAUUUAUUAUAUCGACGGCACCUAGAACCUACACAUUGAGAGCAUCCAAUGAAGGAGAGAUGUAUUAUUGGAUUCAAGGGUUACGUAGUAUCCAGGUGGAUUCACAUAUCAUCUCGUUUACCAAUGCCCAAAAAGAGCGUAGUUCAAAAACACUCAACCGAAAUAGUUUGGAGCUCGAUCCACACUUUUGUUCACAGGCACACAUCAAGGAGCAAGUCACAGGACUCCACUACCAAAUCUGCGAAAUGAAACAACACCACUCUGAAAUGAAGAGUGAAUGUAAAAUAGCAAUCCAAGACUUUAAAAACCUACUUCACAUUGUUCAAGAACAAUUUAAACGUUACAAUGUAGAAGUUGAACAAUCAAAAAAGAAAUUAAUUCAUAUUAGUAAUACAAAUUUAGUUAAUUUAUUAAAUCAUCCAAAUCAUCAAAAUCAUCAAAAUCAUAAUAAUUAUAUAAAUCAUAAUAAUCAAAAUGAUCCAAACAAUAAUAAUAAUAAUAAUACUAAUAAUAAUAAUAAUAAUACUAAUCAUUCACAAAUUGGUAACCCUUCUACUAAUAAUAAUAAUAAUCAAAAUUUAAUAACACAACCACAAAACUAUGAAAUGUAUAAAAUCAAUAAUAAUAAUCAACAACAACAACAACAACAACAAGGUCAUGGAUAUCCAAUAGCACCAAAUGGAAUGGUAUUAUGGUAUCCUGAUAAUUCAACGACAACAUGUUUUGCAUGCAAACAAAUCUUUUCCUUUUUCAAGAGAAGACAUCAUUGUCGUAACUGUGGAAGGUUAUUUUGUUCACAAUGCUCUGAUCACCAAGCCAUUGCACAAGGUUACCAACACAAUGUCCGUGUUUGCGUUCAUUGUGCAAAGGAUAUUUGGACAAGUAGCGGUAUCAAAUCAACAAAAAUGACAACAAACUUUUUAACUUUUAAUUCAACAAAUCAAAGUCAACAAUAA